AUGGCUUCUCUUAUAUUUAUAUCUCAAAAACCCCUUUUGAAGAGUUUUGGUCAAUUACGAAAUUUAUCUUCACUUGCACCCGCGCUUAUUCACUCCCGAACAUCCUUUCUAUGUAAUAAAAGAUAUUCAUUUUCCACCACCUCAGUAAAGAGGCUUGCUUCCGUUUCAGACCAAGUUGAUCCUCGACUUCUUGCGGAGCGGCCUCGCGACGACACGGAUGUUGUAAUUGUGGGAGGUGGUCCCUCAGGUCUUUCAGCUGCCAUCAAAAUAAAGCAAUUGGCUAAUGCGGAAGGAAAAGAAGUGAGAGUAGUAGUAAUUGAGAAGGGACCUGAAAUUGGGGCACACAUCCUUUCUGGUUGUGUACUUGAACCGCGCGCAUUAGAUGAAUUAAUUCCAGAUUGGAAAGAUCGGGGAGCUCCAUUAAAUCAACCUGUUUUGAAGGAUGAUAUUAGACUUCUUUUCAGAAAAUCAUCUGUACCACUGCCUCAUCCUCCUAGCCUUAAUAAUAAGAAGAACUUUAUUGUUAGCUUAAGUAAUGUAGUUAAAUGGUUAGGGGAGCAGGCUAAUGAACUUGAUGUGGAAAUUUAUGCUGGAUUUUCUGCGAGUGAGGUGCUCUAUGAUGAAGAUGGUAGUGUACGUGGUAUUGCUACGAAUGAUAUAGGUUUAGACAAAAAUUUUAAACCAAAAAAACAAUUUGAGCGAGGUAUGGAGUUCUGUGCCAAAAUUACAUUAUUUGCAGAGGGAUGUCAUGGAUCACUCACAAAGACAUUGAUGCGAAAGUUUAAUCUUCGUGAUGGUAAACAACCUCAAACCUACGGUAUCGGUAUUAAGGAGGUUUGGGAAGUUGAUCCCUCUAAGCAUGUUCAAGGUUUAGUCCUUCACACGUUGGGGUGGCCAUUGGAUUAUAGAACCUAUGGAGGUUCAUUUCUGUAUACAAUGGAAAAUAAUAUUGUGACAACUGGUUUUGUGGUAGCCCUUGAUUAUCAAAAUCCUUAUUUACACCCUUAUAAGGAAUUCCAGAGAUGGAAACAUCAUCCGUCUAUUAAAAAAUUCUUUGAAGGUGGAAAAUGCAUAAGUUAUGGUGCUCGUGCGUUAAAUGAAGGCGGAUACCAAUCUAUUCCAAAAUUAGUAUUUCCUGGCGGUGCAUUAAUCGGAGAUACAGCCGGGUUUCUUAAUGUCGCUAAAAUAAAAGGAACUCAUACUGCCAUGAAAUCCGGCAUCCUAGCAGGAGAGGCGGCUUAUAAUGCAAUCGUUAACUCUGAGCAGACAACUGGCCCUAUUACGUUAACAUCUUAUGAGAAAUCUAUUCAAGAAUCCUGGUUAUGGAAAGAGUUAUAUGCAGUCAGAAAUGUAAGACCUUCUUUCAACAGCUCAUUAGGAAUGUGGGGCGGAAUCACAUACGCUGGAGUUGAUGCUCUGUUUUUGAAAGGAAGAGUACCAUGGACAUUCAAACAUCACGCUGACUAUGCUGCUUUGAAGCCUGCUAGUGAGUGUAAACCAAUCGAAUAUCCCAAACCUGAUGGGAAAAUCUCUUUUGAUUUAUUGGAGAACCUUUCGCGAAGUGGCACAAAUCACACAGAAAAUCAACCGGUACACUUGCGUGUACGUGAUCCGAAAUUACCUGUUGAGAGAAAUUUAAAGAUUUUUGGUGGACCGGAACAACGUUUUUGCCCAGCCGGCGUCUAUGAAUUUGUUGACGACGAGGCUAAACCUGGUCAGAAAAGAUUGCAAAUCAAUUCUCAAAAUUGUGUACAUUGUAAAACAUGCGACAUAAAGGACGUAUCACAGAACAUCGAUUGGGUGACACCAGAGGGUGGGAACGGACCUCGUUACGUGUUAACAUAA
Molecule: messenger RNA, 1845 nt
Organism: Ambispora leptoticha
Lineage: Eukaryota; Fungi; Glomeromycota; Glomeromycetes; Archaeosporales; Ambisporaceae
Source: the annotation of a GenBank genome assembly